AUGGGGCUAGUUGUUAGUGCUCCUUUUAUCUUUUUUGAAUAUGAAAUUGGGAAGAUCUUAGCUGUUCUUCAAGGAAAACUAGAUUUAGCUAAAGAGGAACUUUCAAAAUGCCAGAACAGCAUAAAAUUGCAAACUGAAGUGCUGAAGGAUGCAGGGUUGUUUUCCAGCAAAUUAGAUAACAAUGCUGAAACAGCUGAAAACUCAAUAGAGGAAGUGCUAGUGAAGAGGCAAGAAUUAAAGCCACAUAUUGCUGUAACAUUACUACCAGGAUUGCCUGCAUACAUUUUGUUCAUGUACAUUAGGCAUGCCGACUGUCAAAAUGAUUAUGAGAAAGUACAGUUACUCCUGACAGCAACUAUCUACACCAUUGAAAAAGUUACUAAGAAAGGCCAUGAUGAUAUUGAUAUAAUCGUUUUGUGGCUUUCAAAUACUGUGAGACUUCGGCAUAAUCUGAAACAGUAUAGUGGAGACAAAACAUUCCAAACUGAAAACACAUCACUUCAGAAUGAACAGUGUCUACAGAAUUUUGAUCUCACUGAAUACAGAGAAGUUCUUUCAGAUACAGCUGUAGAAAUCUAUCAGAGUCUUGCUUGGCAUAUACAAGAAAAGAUAGAGCCACUGGUGGUGCCAGCUAUUCUUGAACAUGAAGAAAUAAGUGGUUUGACAAGCCAGAUACCUAGUGGAAAGAGAGGAAGAGCUGUGUUGUCAUCAUGGGAUUCUGAGCCAUUUUUGGGUGUACAGAAGUCAUUGGAUGCACUCUUGCAGGAACUAAAUUAUAUCUACAAAAUUACGGGGAACCAUGGUGUUGACCCAGAACUUACUGUCCAGAUAUUUCAGCAGGUGAGAUGA
Molecule: messenger RNA, 849 nt
Organism: Schistocerca serialis cubense
Lineage: Eukaryota; Metazoa; Arthropoda; Insecta; Orthoptera; Acrididae
Product: unconventional myosin-Va-like
Exons: 5
Coding region: 1-849 (282 amino acids)
Molecular function (GO): GTPase binding
Source: RefSeq, a predicted model, not a curated record